CCGGAUUUGCUCUGUUGUGCUCUGUGAAUUUGCGCGCACUCUUGUUUGAUGCACACUGCAAACCGUGUGAACGAGCAACGAUGAUGAGGGGACGAAGAAGGGGGCUGGGAGUGAGAACCCGUACAAGCGUGGGGUCAGUGCUAGCCGUGCGACUUCAGGGCUUCAGACCAAGCAGUCCAAGAGGAAGCGGAACACUGCACGACUUCUUCGGUGGCACGGACCACAGCGUGCCGACGUUCUUCUUGUUGGACUUUCCGCGCAAGCGUGCUCGGUUCGUGCGCCAGCUGCCGGCAAACACAUAUGUGCUGAAGAGCUCCAUCAAGUGGCACGGCAAACAGUUGCAGCUGUGCUCGCGGCAUCCUCUGCCGUCCAAAGAAGACUCCGCACAGAUACCUCGCUCCUCUUACCCAGACCACGCCGUGUCAAUCCUCAAAAGCCAUCUCCAAAAAUGCGUGAGGCGGCAGCGGGCCGAGCUUGUGGCAUCCACCAUGCGAGAGCUGAUGGCUUUGGCCAUGUUUGAUCUGCUGCGUCGCCUCCCCAUCAUCGUGAUUGAGGACGUGUGCCUGCACCAGCAGUUCCCUGUGUUGGUGUGGUUGAUGGCGGCGGUUUCCAAAGGCGCAGACUUGUCCGCGGAGAUGCUUGACUGGCUUGUCUCGUUUGCCGCCAUGCUGGCCAACUGCCCCCACCGUGAUGACUCUGCCAUGUUUCCAGACUCUGCCGAAGCCUUUGACGUCCAAAAGAUAUCAAAGGAACUGAAGAACGAAGAGCAAAAGUCGCUGCUGUACAGCAUGCAGCUGCGACGCAGCUUUGGUGGCAUGUCGUGCGACGGCGCCAUGAUGGACAAAAUGACGCGGGUGUGGUUGCGCCGUUUCAAAGUCGAUCCAGACAUGACCACAUGUCGUCCAGCGCUCUCCACACCGCUCCCUAGCCUCUCCCUCAAAGCCACUCCGCCACUGAACCGUGCAAAGUGGGAGCUUGCAGCCGUUGACUUCCACUGCUCCGGCGUUGUUGACUCCUUGAAGGCCACACACCCGGAGAUGGGUGAGGGCGAGAUCAAGCAGCUCAUGUGGGAUUGCAGCAGCGGCAUCAACACCCGCACCAGGCGCAGCUUCGACGAAGCAGGGCAGGAAACAGCUCAGCACAAGCCGACAACACACAACAAGAAGGAUGCACGGGCUGACGACGAUGACGAUGACGACAAUGACAACGACGUGGACUACGGUUCAACAACAACAACAACAGCAAGUGAACACGAGGCAGAGCUGAAAGUCUGGCGCACGCUGCUCCAAUCCACUGCCCGCGCUUUUGCGCAACGCCUCAUCGCUCGCCUCUGAGCAAAACCUAUGGAAGCCAUAAACAACUUUCAGC
Messenger RNA from Salpingoeca rosetta, 1368 nucleotides. RefSeq lists its product as uncharacterized. The record is from RefSeq and is a predicted model, not a curated record. The transcript is spliced from 7 exons. NCBI's taxonomy places the organism in Eukaryota, Choanoflagellata, Craspedida, Salpingoecidae. Bases 81 to 1334 code for a protein of 417 amino acids.